AUCUCUUUCAAAGAUAUGUCUCUCAGAGUCUGUUAUUCUGUUAAGAAUAAGUCUCUUGAGUGAAAGGAAUAAGAAGUUACCUGAAUUGUUGUUUUGACAAGUCUUAUAUUAGAACUAUGCCCAUGAGUCAUACAAAGUUUUUUCCCCUCAUGCAUAGUAGUUAAUCCCUCAUAUGCACCAACCAUCAGCAACAGAUUCGACAAAUAUUUAUGAACACUUAUUAAAAAUAUCUAAAAAUUUGUUCCACAAGGACCUCAAGGACUAUGGAGAGCACAUGUGAGACUCCUUUAGGCAGGACUGUGCCAGUCUGGAUGCGAUCUGGCUCAUUUUAAUGUGCCAGAUUUCAUUUUAUCUUUACGAAUACAGUCAGUGUGUCUGGAUUCUUUGGCAAGAGAACUUCCUUAAACAGCUCUGAGGCCAAAGACAGGGGUGUCUGUGUCGGAGAACUGUGUCGAAUAUCUCCAUCAUGACAUGUGAGAAUCUGCUGCUGCUGCUGCUUCUCCUGGUGUCCCAUUUUCCCUGUGGCACAAUGAUGACCAAAUGUCCAUUGAAUAUGCAGAAGGAGGAAAAACACAGAUUCAAUUACUACAAGCCAGGAGACUUCCUGAUUGGUGCAAUCAUAUCCACAACUAUCACUAUAUUUCAACCAUACGUUUUCUUUAAACCUCCAAACAACAGAUUUCAAAGUACACAGAGUAUAAGCUUCUGGCACGUCCUGCCCUUCUUCUUUGCCACUCAUGAGGUCAACCAGAACCCAAAGCUCUUACCAAACAUCACCUUGGGCUACAGCAUCUAUGAGAACUUUUUCAAUUCAAGGAUAACAUACGAGGUGAUGAUGGAUUUGCUUUCUACGGGGCAGGAGAAUGUCCCAAACUACAGUUGUGGAAAGCAAAAUAAUCUGUUGCCUCUACUUGAAGGGACUGAUUCUGAUCUCUUUAGUCAAAUUUCCACCAUGCUGAGCAUCUACAAAAUCCCACAGAUCAAUUAUGGGGUCAUCAGCCACAUUCCAGAGCAGAAACAUCAUUUCCCUUUUUUCUACCGGGUGACCCCAAGUCAAGAACCUCCUCACUUGGCGAUUGUCAAGCUGCUCCUGCAUUUCCGAUGGACGUGGAUCGGCCUCGUUGCUCCGGACAAUGAAAGUGGGGAAAAGUUCAGGAGAACUUUUAUGCCAGCAGCCCUAAGGAAAGGGGUCUGUGUCGCCUUCUCAGAAAGGUUACCCGUGGUUAUUGAAGUGGGAAAGAAUAAGAACAUCCUUCAAUAUUUUAGCGAUGCCAAAACAGAGAAAAGGACACAAUAUUAUGAUUUUAAUUCACAUUACUCUGCUACGGGGAAUUUUGGGGAGGCAGCAUUUCAGUGUUCCUAUCCAAGCCCCUUGUUGUCUAAGAAAUCUUGGAAUACGUGCCUGGAAAAAGAGAGCUGGGAAACCCCACCCCAGGAUCUGGUGGAAAGAAUCCUGUCCGAGGAUGGCUCCAGUAUUUCCACAAUAAUCCAGGUUGUGGCCUCGGUCCUCAGUGCUGCCUCUUCUUACCAAUUGAGUAAGAGGAGGAUGCGUGUUGGGGACCAUCAGACACCCCAGAUAAUACAGCCAUGGCAGCUCCAUCCUUUUCUUAGAAACUUCCAGAUUUACAAUCUUUCUGUGGAGGAUGUUUAUUUGGCUGAGGGUGGAAUUCCUGUUGCUGACUUUGAUAUUAUGGACUGGGCAGUAUUUCCUAACAAGUCUUCUGCUGGGGUGAAAAUAGGGAAUGUUGAAAAAGAAGAAGUCUCUGCAGAUAUCAAGUUCUCCAUCGAUGAGAGUGUCAUCAUAUGGCCAACUUUGUUUAACCAGGUAACCAGGUCUGCCUAUUUGUGAAUAAUAUUAUUAUUCACCCAUUCC
Messenger RNA from Ahaetulla prasina, 1873 nucleotides. RefSeq names its product vomeronasal type-2 receptor 26-like. Lineage: Eukaryota; Metazoa; Chordata; Lepidosauria; Squamata; Colubridae. Gene Ontology annotation, cellular component: membrane. The record is from RefSeq and is a predicted model, not a curated record. The transcript is spliced from 5 exons. Gene Ontology annotation, molecular function: G protein-coupled receptor activity. Bases 467 to 1849 code for a protein of 460 amino acids. Gene Ontology annotation, biological process: G protein-coupled receptor signaling pathway.